AUGGAAAUCCAAAUAUUGUCUGACCUCCACCUGGAAACCCCCCGAUCGUACGACAUCUUUGAGAUUGUACCCAAGGCACCAUAUUUGGCAUUGCUUGGUGAUAUUGGCAAUGUCGGAUCCGACCAAGGCGAGUUCCUGGAAUGGAUCACUCGCCAGCUAAGGCAGUUUCGAGCCGUCUUCCUCGUUCCCGGUAACCAUGAGGCUUUCCAGACGUCUUGGCCAAAUGCACUUGCAGUCCUCGGCGACUUCGAACGGACCGUCCAGAAGGAUGACUCGUUGGGCGAGUUCGUUCUGCUCGACCGCCGUGCAUAUGAGAUCCCGGAUAGCGAUGUUGUCAUUCUAGGCUGCAGCUUAUUCUCGUUUAUCCCACCCGAGAGCGAGAAUGACAUCAGCUUUGGCCUCAACGACUUUUAUCGCACGAGUGACUGGGAUACGACCAUGCAUAACGCUGCGCACGAGCGAGAUCUUGCAUGGCUCAACUCUAAGGUCGCCAAGUACGAUGCGAGUGAGGCUAGGAUUGUGAUUCUAUCACACUGGAGCCCCUCCGUCGACACUCGCGCCCUGGACCCAAGACACCUCAACAGCCCUAUCUCGGGCGCUUUCUCCACUGAUCUGUCAGGGGAGGCGUGCUUUAAGAGCCCCCAGGUGCGGUUGUGGGCUUUUGGGCACACUCAUUAUAAUUGUGACUUCAUGGUAGAUAGAGGAGAUCAGGUUGGGCCAUUGAGGAUAUACACCAACCAAAGAGGCUAUUAUUUUUCUCAGGCUCCCCGGUUUGAUGCAGAGAGCGUUGUUCAGAUAGUGUGA
This is a messenger RNA of Clonostachys rhizophaga, 804 nucleotides long. The record is from the annotation of a GenBank genome assembly. NCBI's taxonomy places the organism in Eukaryota, Fungi, Ascomycota, Sordariomycetes, Hypocreales, Bionectriaceae.